Molecule: messenger RNA, 2815 nt
Organism: Grus americana (Whooping crane)
Lineage: Eukaryota; Metazoa; Chordata; Aves; Gruiformes; Gruidae
Gene: MFGE8
Product: milk fat globule EGF and factor V/VIII domain containing
Exons: 10
Coding region: 115-1539 (474 amino acids)
Molecular function (GO): calcium ion binding
Source: RefSeq, a predicted model, not a curated record
ACUCCCCGCCUCGAGCCCCGCGGCGGAGCGGAGCGGCGCAGCUCGGUGCGGCUCGGUGCGGCUCGGCGCGGCUCGGCGCGGCUCGGCGCGGCUCCCUGCGGCUCGGGACGCAGCAUGGAGGCGGCGAGGCCGUGGCGGGCGCUGCUGUUUCUGGGGCUGGGGCUCUCGCUGCUGCUGGCUGUGGCCGGUGACUUCUGCGAGGUGAACCACUGUCAGAAUGGGGGCACCUGCCUGACCGGGAUUAAUGAGACCCCCUUCUUCUGCAUCUGUCCUGAGGGCUAUGUUGGGAUUGACUGCAAUGAGACAGAGAAAGGCCCCUGCCACCCCAAUCCUUGCCAUAACAAUGGUGAGUGCCAGCUGGUCCCAAACCGGGGGGACGUCUUCACCGACUACAUCUGCAAGUGCCCCGCGGGGUAUGAUGGGGUGCACUGCCAGAACAACAAGAACGAGUGCUACUCCCAGCCUUGCAAAAACGGAGGCACCUGCCUAGACCUGGACGGUGACUAUACCUGCAAGUGUCCUUCUCCAUUCUUGGGGAAGACCUGCCACGUCCGCUGUGCUGUUCUCCUGGGCAUGGAAGGAGGAGCCAUCUCUGAUGCCCAGCUCUCUGCAUCCUCUGUCCACUACGGCUUCCUCGGCCUCCAGCGCUGGGGGCCAGAGCUUGCCCGCCUCAACAACCAUGGCAUCGUCAAUGCCUGGACCUCCAGCAACUACGACAAGAGCCCCUGGAUUCAGGCCAACCUGCUGCGGAAGAUGCGGCUGAGUGGGAUCAUCACGCAAGGCGCUCGCCGCGUGGGACAGCAGGAGUACGUCCGUGCCUACAAGGUCGCCUACAGCCUGGAUGGGCGGGAGUUCACCUUCUGCAAGGACGAGAAGCAGGACACAGACAAGGUUUUCCAGGGGAAUGUGGACUACGGCACCAUGCAGACCAACAUGUUUAACCCUCCCAUCACCGCCCAGUUCAUCCGCAUCUACCCAGUGAUGUGCCGCCGUGCUUGCACGCUGCGCUUUGAACUCAUCGGCUGUGAGAUGAACGUGUAUUUCAACACGGCAGGUUGCUCGGAGCCUCUGGGCAUGAAAUCCCGCCUGAUCUCCGACCAGCAGAUCACAGCCUCCAGUGUCUUCAAGACCUGGGGCAUCGACGCCUUUACCUGGCACCCCCAUUAUGCUCGCCUGGACAAGACAGGCAAAACCAACGCCUGGACAGCACUCCACAACGGCCAGUCCGAGUGGCUGCAGAUCGACCUCCGGACCCAGAAGAAGGUGACGGGCAUCAUCACGCAAGGAGCCCGCGACUUCGGUCACAUCCAAUACGUGGCAGCCUACAAGGUGGCCUACAGUGACAACGGCACAUCCUGGACCCUCUACCGGGAUGACCAGACAAACAGCACCAAGAUCUUCCAUGGUAACAGCGACAACUACUCACACAAGAAGAACGUGUUCGACGUGCCCUUCUACGCCCGCUUUGUCCGCAUCCUGCCUGUGGCCUGGCACAACCGCAUCACCCUGCGCGUGGAGCUGCUGGGCUGCGAUGAGUAGGCGCCCGGGGAGGAAGGACGGGGCUGCUCUUCCCUGCCACCCGGCCCGCGCCCUGCCCGCCCCUGCCUGCUCCUGCUCUGACCUCACACACCCCUCUCCAUGUCCCCAAACUCGGGAGGCGGCCGGGAGGGCUCCCCUGCCCCGUGUUGGCGCUGGGGCUGCAGCACUGCACUUUAUGGGGCCCUUGCAGGUGGGUCGUGGGGAGGGCUCCUGUUCUUUCACCCCAGUAGCCAGGGGUGACACCCUCUCCUGCAACCAGGGCUUGGCUGGAGGAUCCCCUCCUGCAACUGAGGCUUCCUUGGGGGACCCUGUCCUACGAAUGAGGCUUGGCUGCAUCCUCCUAGCUAAGCCUAGGGACCAGUUUUCUCCCCCUUUUUGCUUCUGCUUCCAGCAGAGAGGCUGCAGCCAGUGGCAGUUCCCUGCCUGCACUUCAUUGGAGCUUGGUGGUUUUGGGGGGCUUAGGGCAGGUGCCCCAGGCUCACAGCAUCCGCCAUCCCUCCUGCUCCCUGCAUGGCUGCAGGCAGGGGCUCUGACAAACCUGCUCGGCUGUUGUCCCCUGCCUGUUUUCCCUUGCCCCGGGUCUCCUUGCCUGCGGUGUCAGCGCCGCAUAGUGUGAGGGGAGUGAUGAGAUGGCUCCUAUCAAAGACACCAGGUCCCCAUCGUGGGCAGCUCUACCCGCUGGACGCUCCUGGCAGGCACCACCGCUGGCUUUUUGGCAGAUGUUGCCCAUUCGCCUUCUGGGGGUGCUGGCACCAUGUCCUCCAAGUCUCAGCAUUGCCGCCAUCACCACCUUACUGCACUUUGGGGUGCCUGGAGGUCCCUCAUCCCUGGAGACAAGCAGUGACUGGAGAGGCUGCCACCUGGUAGUGGGGAGAGAUGGUUCGUUGCCAUGAGGGUGUGGAGAAAAGCUGGGAAAAGUGGUGGUUAAAUCACCCAAAUGCAGUAGGUGGAGAGCCAGGCCACUGACCCUUUUUGUAACCUGAUUUUUUUCCUUUCUGUGGGGUGGAGGGGAGCCUCUUGCAAUGCUCAAGCCCUCAGGAUUAGCAGUAGGAGAUGAAUGAGACACAGCACUGGCAAGCAGGAGUGCGGGCAGGGUGUCUGGGCAGCGGUGCUGGUGGCGAUGCUACCCCGCAUGCUGGGAUGCACAGCGGCCGUGGGGCCAGGCUGGCGGCAGGUUCGCUUUGGCAAGUGCCGAGGGAGCCUGGGUGGGACGGUGGGGGCAGCGGUGGCCCCACUCUGGGGUGUCUCUGACAGUAUUAAAACCAGCUGAAACUUU